Messenger RNA from Lolium rigidum, 3229 nucleotides. RefSeq names its product NADPH-dependent aldo-keto reductase, chloroplastic-like. The record is from RefSeq and is a predicted model, not a curated record. The transcript is spliced from 7 exons. NCBI's taxonomy places the organism in Eukaryota, Viridiplantae, Streptophyta, Magnoliopsida, Poales, Poaceae. Gene Ontology annotation, molecular function: aldose reductase (NADPH) activity. Gene Ontology annotation, cellular component: cytosol. The coding region runs from base 2217 to 3152 and encodes 311 amino acids.
ACUGUUUGCCGAUUUGUACAGAUCUAGCAAAUUAAGAAGAAAGGAUUGUUAAACUGCUGCUUCCAGGGUAUGUUAGUUUGAGGUCCUUUUUGAGCAACCUAGAUAAUUUGUAGCAGAUCAGAAAUAAAUAUGAUGGUUGUAUAUCUAUGGUAUCCUCUUACCAUUUGCUAAUGUAUACCUACAAAUAAUAAACAAAAACUGUUUAUUUUUCUCAAGCAUGCUAAAUUAAUACUUUAGAAUGUCUAAAUUUGGGAACUGAGAGAUCCACUGUGCAAUUUUAAUUUAUUUCAGGAAUAAAGAAUAGCUUCUGGAUGAGACACAUCAAUUUAUAAACAGGGAUUCCUUUCAUCAAAGACGAAUUUGUGUUGGUGAUUUCUAUUGAAGAAGACAAUGCAUACUUGUUUUCUUAUCCGUAAUAUCAGGAGAAAAGCGGGUUUUACAUGACUAUUCGUCUGUAGCCAAUUCUACGGUCCUAGCAGAAAUUAUCUAAUUACUGGCAUAAAAUUUGAAUAUAAAGUAAUUGUUCAUUGGCUAAAGUUGCAUAUGGCAUGUCCAGAAAAUAAGGAAAAAGUUCAUUGGCUUGCGCCACUAUUUCAUAAUUCCUACAAAAGAAUUUGUAACCCCUUUGCAUUGGAUAAUUUCAUGCUAUAUAACCAUUGGAUAAUCUCUUAAAGAAGGAUUUUGCGAGACCCUUUGCAUCACAAUCUGUGAGGCGUUGUAUCAAACACUAACGAAAAAGGUGCAAGUUCAGAAUAAAUCGGAAGUCCAAUGAUAUCACAUAUCAAUCAGCAGAGACAGUUAUCAACUAAUAAUAGAUUGAUGGUCUUUACGUGCCGCUUGGCUUGGCCUAGGGAAUAUAAAUGGAAAUAGUUUCCACAUGCGAAGUCAUGCAGUCUAUCGAUCUGAUUCAGCACACUUUAUUAAGGUGCCACUCUUGUAAUGAAAAGGUACACCUCUCUGCAUUUUAUUUGUUAGCCACAAGCUUCUCAUUUUUCAUUAUACUGGUUUCAUCUCCUCACUCAGUUAGCGGUGUAAAUGAAUCAGUCUGUUGUCCAUUUUUAUUUAGUACUCUAUUAUUAUUCUCUACGGGCUAAUGCCUUUCUUUUCAUUUUGAUUCAAUUGCACUGAAGGGCAGCAUAGCACAAUCAUCUUCAGUUUCCCUUCUUUAUUUAUAUUUUCCGUUUACAAUUGCCAUCAUAAGUCAGCCAAUUUGUUGUUUGUUCUUAGUUACUACUUCCUUACUAUUUUCUAGGUGUCUACUGUUUUUAUUUUAUAUUUUGAUUUGAUUGCAAGGAGAACACAAUCAAAGAAGAAAUCUAUUCAAAUGUUUUCUCUCGAUCAGUCACUCGAGAUUGUAGUCGCUAAGUAUUUGGACGCCACAUAUCUUCAGAUCCAUCUCAGAGUAUAGACGGCGCAUCGAUUCCGUACCAAAGAAGUUAUAUUGAUACCCUGAGCAACCUAUCCCUCUAGUAGGGUUUUGCUUUAUAAGAGAUAUUGAUACCCUGAAAGACCUAUCCAUAUCGAGAGACUAUUAAAAUACUCAAAGAUCCCCACAUAUUUUCACCGUCUAAUUGUUUCAUAUAAACUUAGCUUCCAUGUUUCGUGACUCAGUAUAUUUCACUAUUCGUGAUAGUUUAUUCUUAAAAUGGAUGGGCGCCGCAACACACGCCAUUAUGGGCUACUUUUACUAACGAGUGAUACUUUCGCCCAAAGUUUAGCGCCUAUAUUCCUCUAAAAAAAUCUCCUAUAUCACAUUCUGCACUUAGCUGGAAAAGUUUCUACGAAGAUUCAAAUUUCUUUUUAAAGAAGACCCUAGUUUAGUUUGUGAAAAACUAGUAGCCAGCAUCUUGAUGUUGCUACAUGACUUCCUCUGCUAGUCUUUCUAUUCAUACACAUGGUUGUCCUUUGUCAGUAACCACGUCUAGAUAUGUGCUUUCCCUGUACAUGUUGACUUGACCUAUGCUUAAAAAUAUGACCUAGACCUGGUGUGUGCUAGUUUGUUGAUGUGGUUCUGUCAUGCUUGUCCUUUUCUGAGACAGUUUAGCUACUCCCUACUUGUAUAUUGUGCAAUAACAGCAAGCAGGUAUGCACUGAUGACUGGACAUGCUUAACAUUGGGCAUCUUCAUCUCAAAGGGCGAUCUGUUAUAAGGACUUGGUGAGCUCAGUUUCUUGCCCAAAUCCAAGCAAGUUCAGUCUGAUCUCGGAGGAUUUAUAGAUGGCUAGUUCCUUCGUACUGAACACGGGUGCGACGAUCCCGUCAGUUGGCUUGGGUACAUGGCAAAUUUCACCUGGCGUUGUUGAAGAAGCCAUCCGCGCUGCUAUCAAGGCAGGCUAUCGUCAUAUUGACUGCUCUCCACAGUAUGGUAAUCAGAAAGAGGUUGGUUUGGCUCUGAAGAAAGUAUCCGCCGAGGGCCUCGUUAACCGUGAAGAUCUGUUCAUCACCUCAAAGCUAUGGUGUACCCAUCAUGCUCCAGAGGAUGUGCCCGAGGCCAUUGAAUCCACGCUACAUGAUCUGCAGCUGGAGUACUUAGAUUUGUACCUGGUCCACGGUCCAGUGCGUGCCAAGAAAGGAGCAACGUUGAGCGUGGAGAACUAUCUGAAACCCGACAUUCCGGCAACAUGGAGAGCCAUGGAGGAGCUCUUCGACUCGUCCAAGGCUCGAGCCAUUGGCGUGAGCAACUUCUCAUGCAAGAAGCUGGAGGACCUGCUCGCCGUGGCCCGCGUCCCUCCAGCGGUCAACCAGGUGGAGUGCCACCCGGUCUGGCAGCAGCGCAGGCUCCGCGACCUCUGCCACUCCAGCGGCGUUCACCUCUCAGCGUACGCGCCGUUGGGUUCGCCUGGAUCGCCGGGGAAGGAGGGGCCUGACGUGCUGAGCCACCCUGUGGUGGUGUCCAUCGCCAAGAGGCUGCGGAGGACCCCCGCGCAGGUCGCGCUUCGGUGGGGCGUCCAGAUGGGACACAGCGUGCUUCCCAAGAGCGACAACGAGGCGUGGACGAGGGAGAACAUCGAUGUGUCUGGCUGGUGCAUCCCCGAGGACCUCAUGGCCAAGUUCGCCCAGAUCGAACAGGUUAGGCUUUUCAAGUACGAGUUUGUGACACAUCCCACCAGCUUUUACAAGUCCGUGGAGGAUUUUUGGGACGGCGAGGUCUGAAGCGUUGUCACUGCCUUUCUCCAUUUCAGUGGCUAUGUGCCUAUGUUGGAGCAAUUUGAAAAGCAUCACAAAAUGUU